GGUUUUUCUUCAUGCCAGUUUCCGAUGCCUGGGCGGUUUCGAGACCUUGAACGCAUUGGUCCGUCACUCCUGUGACUUGUCAAUUGCACAAUACCUGGUUCGCCAAUCUAGGCGAAGAAGUCCAGGGCAAGGGGCAAUGAGGCAAACUAACACGGUAGGUACCUGUUUAAAAGAGGAAUGUGAAUUGACCUGGGACGACUGAAAGGUAAAAUGAUGAUGCCAACGGUUAUCGGAGCGAGGAGAAAAAAACAAUGAGAAGAAAAAAAAACGACAAGCAAACCUUUUUCCGUGUCCUCUCUGGGCAGACAAACACCAAAUCCCGAUGCAGACCAGACAGGGGUCCUCGGCUGAUGCUAUGGAGAACUUCUCUGACGAGACGCAGAAGCAACUCGCCCAGACCCGGCCGAGAGGCCGCCCGUUUCGUCAAGCCUAGAGACAGAACCACCAACUGCAAAUUCGGGGUAUUGUAUAAUGGGAAAAGG
This is a messenger RNA of Pyricularia grisea, 482 nucleotides long. RefSeq lists its product as uncharacterized. The annotation marks the transcript as partial. NCBI's taxonomy places the organism in Eukaryota, Fungi, Ascomycota, Sordariomycetes, Magnaporthales, Pyriculariaceae. The transcript has 2 exons. The record is from RefSeq and is a predicted model, not a curated record.